Molecule: messenger RNA, 2868 nt
Organism: Carassius gibelio (silver crucian carp)
Lineage: Eukaryota; Metazoa; Chordata; Actinopteri; Cypriniformes; Cyprinidae
Gene: inhbab
Product: inhibin subunit beta Ab
Exons: 2
Coding region: 373-1587 (404 amino acids)
Biological process (GO): SMAD protein signal transduction; BMP signaling pathway
Cellular component (GO): extracellular region
Molecular function (GO): growth factor activity; cytokine activity; hormone activity
Source: RefSeq, a predicted model, not a curated record
AGGAAGGUAUAAUUACAGACAGAGAAAGAGAGAGGGGACAAACAGUGAGAAGCCAGAGAGGGAAAGAGUGCUAAAGAAAGAGUCAGAGAACUGUCUAACCCUGCCCACUUUCCACUCAACCAUUCAACUCCAGCACGGGCAGCCGUGCACCAUCAGGCUUCAUCAGACCUGCAGGAGGAGCUCACUGAAAGACCAGUGGUGCUUCGUUCAACCCUCUUCAACUUUUAUCACCAUGACCGCGCCAUUCAGAUAAGGAUUAUUUUGGACUGGCUCCCGCUUUCCUCAUCAGUUUGACAAACAAGCCAGUGCGGCAACUGUGAUCUUGGCAGUGGAGCAGAAGAGGACCAAAGUGUGAGUCUGCCGUCACUCAGGAUGUCCUCGCUCACACUUGUGACAGGGGUGCUAUUGCUCUCUGGCUGUUUGUCAGGGGGCUGCUCGCCCACACCGGCCGAGAGUGGCUUGCAAGGUGCAGGGCGGCCGGAUGAUCCCAUAACCCCCUGCCCAUCCUGCGCUCUAGCCCAGAAGCAGAAAGACUCAGAAGAGCAGACCGACAUGGUGGAGGCGGUCAAGAAGCACAUCCUCAACAUGCUGCAUCUGAACACUCGGCCCAAUGUCACACACCCAGUGCCCCGCGCCGCUCUGCUCAAUGCCAUUCGCAAGUUGCACGUGGGACGAGUUGGUGAGGACGGCACGGUGGAGAUGGAGGAAGACGGAGGGGGGCUGGGGGAACACCGAGAGCAACCUGAGGAGCAGCCCUUUGAGAUCAUCACCUUUGCUGAGCCAGGAGAUGCCCCGGACAUCAUGAGAUUUGACAUUUCUAAGGAGGGCAGCCCUCUGUCUGUGGUUGAGCAGGCCAACGUGUGGCUGUUCCUCAAAGUUGCCAAAGGCAGCCGAGGGAAGGGGAAGGUGUCUGUUCAGCUCCUGCAGCAUGACAAAGCUGACCCAGGCUCUGCGGACGGACCCCAAGAAGUAGUGGUGUCCGAGAAGACCGUUGACACGCGGCGCAGCGGCUGGCACACGCUACCAGUGCCCCGCACGGUGCAGACCCUGCUGGACGGGGACAGCAGCUUGCUCAGUCUCCAUGUGUCCUGUCCAAUGUGUGCCGAAGCUGGCGCCAUGCCCAUCCUGGUGCCUGCAGAGGGCAACAAGGUCAAAGAGAGAGAGCAAUCUCACCGACCCUUCCUCAUGGUUGUGCUCAAGCCAGCCGAGGAGCACCAGCACCGGCGCAGCAAACGUGGCCUGGAGUGUGAUGGCAAAAUCCGUGUCUGCUGUAAACGGCAGUUCUAUGUCAACUUUAAGGACAUCGGGUGGAGCGACUGGAUCAUCGCUCCGUCUGGGUAUCACGCUAACUACUGCGAGGGCGACUGCCCCAGCCAUGUGGCCAGCAUCAUGGGCUCUGCCCUCUCCUUCCAUUCCACCGUCAUCAAUCACUAUCGGAUGCGCGGGUACAGCCCCUUUAACAACAUCAAAUCGUGCUGCGUACCCACGCGCCUACGAGCCAUGUCCAUGCUCUACUACAAUGAGGAGCAGAAGAUCAUUAAGAAAGACAUCCAGAACAUGAUAGUGGAGGAGUGCGGCUGCUCAUAAGACGCCAUGAACUCCUAACGAACACUGCAAUGUUGGUACAAAGCACAUAUCAGAGGAUCGGCAGUCUGUGUUCUCCCACAAACGUUUGAACUGCAAACUCGGGCAGCCGGUUUGUUUCUAGAUCAUUCCAAAAGGACUGAUUGCUGGAGUGGUCUUUGUGGCACUUUCAUAUAAAUAUGACGGAGGAGAAUCAAGCAUAAUAUAUUUUUUUUAAUGAAGGGAGACUGAGAGGGAACGGGUGCAUGAGGCAGAGUGUCAGCCCUCAUUCUCUGCACUGCAAUAAAGAGAUUUAUUUUGAAGUGUGGAAUUAUGUAUUCUGAGGAGGAAAAGAAGAAGAAAAAAAAACAUGCAACUCUAUGCAAGUCAAGUAUUAUUACAGGACGUUCUUUUUUUAUUAUUUGUCUUUUAGCUUUUGUUUAAUGAUGUUUUUAUUGUCAUCCCUUUUUUCACGGACAAAAAUGUGUCGUUUUUUUUUUAGUACAUCUUAAAAGAAGAAAUUGUGUUUAUUUCAUUUCUCUUGAAAUACUUGAACAAAAAUUAGUUUGACCAGCUGCUGGAGCCAAACUACAUUAUUAUUGUUUUUAUGAUUAUUUUUAUGAUUAUUUUUCUCCUAAACAUUCUGAAUGUUGAUGAACGAACUAAUAUAAUUUUGCACUAAGCCAACAUUAGUACCAUGUGAGCCUCGGAGCAUUAUGGGCUGUAUUCCAAUUGCCGUAUCAGAGUCUAGAACCAGAAGCAUUUGAAACGUACACAUAGUAAACCAAAGACCAUACACAUCUCUUUCUCAGAGCAAAUCCCCAAAAUGCCCAGCUCUGUGAAUUUAUGAAAAUUAUGAACAACUGUGUAUGGCCGACAUAAUGUACCAUUAACUCAGUAUAGCAAAUAAAAUAACUUAAUUUUUUGUUUGUUUGUUUUUUCCUGCAACAGCAUCAAUGUUAAGAUACUUUUUUUCUCUGUGUGUUUCAACAGUGUUUGUCUCCAUCGAUGUAUGACAAAGGUCUUAGAUCCUGAACUGAAACCUAGCCUUCAACCGUUGUUCUCGACAGAAAUAUUCAGUAAAGAGAGAGAUAGAAACAAUGUCCUGGCGAGGGCAAUCAGCUUUGCCAGAUUCACAGUGCUAGACACUAAAGGAACUUACUGUGUUUUAUGUAGAGUUAUGCAACAUACGGUGAUAUGUUGUCAUGUUGUACAAAUUAAAAUAUGUGCUUGUCAUGUUUUAUAUCUAAUUUAUUUUGCAGCAUAUUCUUUGCUUCACUAUUAAAGCUGAAUUGUACAACUUCA